Molecule: messenger RNA, 1547 nt
Organism: Camponotus floridanus (Florida carpenter ant)
Lineage: Eukaryota; Metazoa; Arthropoda; Insecta; Hymenoptera; Formicidae
Exons: 5
Coding region: 190-1053 (287 amino acids)
Source: RefSeq, a predicted model, not a curated record
UGGAACGCGGUCUGGAGCAGUGUAGCACGACGUAUGUCCGGUCUCGUGCCUCUCGACGUCCUCCCCGAGUGAUCGAUCUCGCGUAACGCGUUAUACGUACGUAAAUAUACAUAUAGAGCCGUUCCCUCGCACGAGCGGCACACCGUGAGAUCACCGAGAGUUCUCGGUUGACUGGCAACGCUAUAAAAGAUGUCGCAGCCGGAACAAGGUGGCAGUGCACAGUGCGACAAGGACAUGUCGACGUCAAAGAGUAGCUCGAUGUUGCGCCUGAAUCAGGAGGGCCGUCGUGGCUCCGCCGAUUGGCAGGACCAGGGCGACAGCGACUCGGAAGUCAGCGAGAACGAUUUCCUCACCAAGGGUGCUUUCCUGCUCACCCCGAGCCACGAACUGAGCAUGGAGAAGGCCGCCACCAUUUGCGAGAAGAUGAACUUCCGAGGCGCAUUUUCUUUGACGAAAACCGCUACUGGCAUUCUCUUCAAGUUCAGCAACAUCGAAGACUUUCAGGCGGUAUAUAAAAAAGGUUUUCACAAAGUGACAGGCGCUCGUUUCUACAAAAAGGUCGCUAUACCGUGUAGACCGGCAAAGAUCUUCACCGUCUAUGUUCUUGAUGUGCCUGAGGAAUUGCCGGAGGACGAUAUUAGGCACGCUCUCUACAAAUAUCGAUCUAUCGUCGAAGUAACCAGGCUACCUCUGAAUACGGGAACUGUUUUGAAGGCCAUCAAUGACAAGCUAAAGAGCGACGCGCAGAAUCUCAACGAGCCGGCGACGAUUUAUACGGGGCCACCCGUUAUAAGGGUUACCCUGGCCAAUGUGGAGGAGACCUCGAUGCUGCUGAGCCGUGGUUUGGAUUUUUAUGGGGCCACAUAUUUUCCCACCGAAACGCCCCAUCCAGCCGCUCAACCCCUCGCCAAAUACAAAAACAACAGAUGGAUCGAGCUGGCGUCGAUCGGCGCGGGACAAAGAGUGAGGGACCUACUUCCGGUCUUUGACAACGCAGGCUUCAACAAAUUGCCACCUCCGGCGAGCCGUGUAAUAAAACCGCAAAGAAACUGACACGUUCCCCCUUCCCCCCUUCCCGGCUGACACCCCAAAUUCUUCGACGGCCGCCACCGCCGCCGCCGCCACCACUGCGAUCGAUAGUAGCGGCGAAUCGGAGGGAGGACGCCAUCGCGAGAACAACGCUACGACCUGAGGAUGACGACGCUAACGCAGGCCAGCUCGAUCGAAAUUCAGAAAAUGGCACGAGCAUUCAAUUCCAACGCGAUUUUAAUUCUCAUUCGCGAUGUUUAAGAGAACGAAAUCAGACAUUCCUUGCAUUUAGAAAUAAUGCAUGAGAUUAAGUACAAGGAAAAUUAUAUUUCUUGAAUAUCGAAUGAAUAAUCGAGUGAAAUUGUAUUUUUCCUCGGGAGGGAUUUUAAAUUAUUGAUAGUUAUUACAACAUUUUUUAUUUGAUUUUGUCGAUUUCUCAUCGUUUCUGAAAAUUUCUCUAUAAUCAAAAUAAUUUUUCAGGUCAGGAGGAUUUUUGGGUCGAGAUAAGAUUAAAUAAU